AUGGUGGCUAUGCUGAAGCGAGUGAAAUUGUUCCAAAUUGUUUUGUCCGACACAAAGACUUUCUAUUGCGGCGGGGACACGCUUUCCGGCCGAGUAGAAGUGGAAGUGAACGAAGUGACGCGGGUGUCCGCAGUCAGGCUACUCGGUUUGGGAUGCGCCAAAGUGGAAUACGCCAAAGGGAAGCAACGCUGUCGACAGGAGGCCGAAUAUCUCCGACACGAAGCCGUUUUAUCUCUUCAAGAUCAACCAACAGACUCUGACGGCUCGGUUGUUUUGAGACCAGGCAACAAAUACGAGUACAAGUUUAGUUUCGAACUCCCCCAACACGGGAAGCUGGUGUCGUCUUACAAAGGCAAGUUUGGGUACGUCCACUAUUAUGUCAAGGCUAAACUGGAAAGACCUCAGCAGCCCACCAUGGAAUGCAAGAAACAUUUUGAAGUGGAAGAACCUCUCGAUGUCAACACGCCAGACCUGCUGUGUCCCACCGGCGGCAUGAAAGAGAAGAAAGUCACCUGCAUGUUCAUCCCCGACGGCCAGGUGUCGCUCAACGCCAAAAUCGACCGACGCGGCUUCUGCGAGGGCGAGGACAUUUGCAUCAACGCCAAAUUCGAGAACACGUGCUCGCGCAUCGUGAUUCCCAAGGCCGCCAUCAUCGCCAAGCACACUUACCAGGCCAACGGCCGCACCAAGGUCUUCCGCCAGAAGCUGUCGUCGGUGCGAGGGAACCACAUCAUCUCGGGAAUGUGCGACGCCUGGCAGGGCAAAACCAUCCGAGUUCCCAAGAUCAAACCGUCGAAACUGGACUGCGACUUGAUCCGAAUGGAGUACGCCUUAAUGAUUUACGUCCACAUCCCCGGAAGCGAAAAGCUGAUCCUGGAGCUGCCCUUAGUCAUCGGGACGGCCGGUUUGGGCAGCCGGAGCAGCAGCGUCAGCAGCCAGGAAGGCUCGGUCAGCUGGGUGUCGCUCGGGAUGCCCGAGCUCCCCAGCUACCGCGACGUCACCCGCGACAUCCGAAUGGAUCAGCCGCUCACGCCGCUCCUGGAUUCUUUCGACGGCGACGACAGCCCCAUCUUCAUGAACCCGCCCGCAUUCUGUUUCCCGCCGCCUCCCGUCUACUCAGAGACAGAGGAGGAGUUCAACCUGAACGCUCACAUGUUGCCAGUGUGCUGA
This is a messenger RNA of Nerophis lumbriciformis (worm pipefish), 1170 nucleotides long. The record is from RefSeq and is a predicted model, not a curated record. Lineage: Eukaryota; Metazoa; Chordata; Actinopteri; Syngnathiformes; Syngnathidae.